This is a messenger RNA of Centropristis striata (black sea bass), 1615 nucleotides long. RefSeq names its product bublin coiled coil protein (gene bbln). Bases 118 to 438 code for a protein of 106 amino acids. The record is from RefSeq and is a predicted model, not a curated record. The transcript is spliced from 2 exons. NCBI's taxonomy places the organism in Eukaryota, Metazoa, Chordata, Actinopteri, Perciformes, Serranidae.
CACCACUCCAGUAAACAAAUAUCUGACGUUUGUCAAACUAGCUAACUAUAACAGCGAAAACUAGCAGAAAGCUCUCUUUGUAAUAAAGUAAUAAACAAGAAGAUUUAACACUAAAUAAUGUCUGGACCAAAUGGAGAUCCAAACAUCUUAAUUGAGGAUGGUAUAAUCAACGAUGACGAUGAAUAUGACGAAGAAGAGUAUGAAGCCAUCAACUCCAUGCUAGAUCAGAUCAACUCCUAUCUGGAUGACCUGGAAGAUCGGAAUGAUUCACUUAAUGGCAAACUACACGAAUUGAUGGAGUCGAACCGGGAGGCCCGGAUGGAGUUCAGAGCCCAGCUGCUUGGCUCCCAGACCCAGGAGGAGCACUGUCCUGCAGACGGGGACUCCUCCUCAACCAGCAAGGAAGACUUGAACAAAGACAAUGAGGAUUGCAAAUAAGUGCUGAGGGGGGGCUGAGUUCUGCAAAAUACAGGGAUGGAAAUAUUAAUGAAAGCUGACUCAACUCCUAACCUCUGUCUGUUGGACUAAUGACCUUUGAUCUGCAUCGUUCAUGCCUAUCUGAUUCUACUGUGAAAGUACACUUCCAUCAGCAGAUGUGUGAUAUUUUGCUUCUCUUCAAUCUAGUUAUCCUACUUUUGUUGAACUGUGGUGUGCUGAAGUUUGGUCAUUGAGCAGAUUUUUUUUAACCUUUUGCACACCGUAGUCACCCGGGACCAGUACAGUAAAAUCAAGGUCAAACAUGUUGUUGCUUGAAAAGCUGUGUGGCCCUUGAUCAGGUCCAAGUGGGACAUCAUGAGAAUACAAUCUAAAACCAGGAUUAAAUUUAUUUAUUAAAAAAAUGUGUCCUUCUGACCAAAACGGGUCGUAGUUGAACUUCUGUGUUGUGUUGAUCCAUUUGGUGUUUACAAUCCACUUUGUAAUAGCUGUACAGUCUCUGUUCCUGUUUGUUUUAUUCCAAAACUUAAAUAUGCAAUAUUCCAGUGGUCUACCAGUAUAAUAUUUGGGCUGCAGUAAGACUGUAAAUCUGUCAAUCUGCUGUCCUGUUCAUUUUCAUUAAGGCAUCUACAAGGGACUUUUAUUUUGUGUUGAUUUUAAUAGCCCAUGUGGGAAAAAUGGUGGCAUUUCCUGGGGAUAGGCAUUAAGAAUGAUUGUCAAAAUUGCCAUUCUUAUCACUGAUGGUCUUGUUUGCUCACGCAGAUCAUAUAGAAGCCUCUGUAUUAAAUUCAGGCUGUUUCAUAACCAGUUAAAAGUACCUUGUAGUUGCUUUAACAUGUUCAGGAUAAGUGAGUUUAUAAGUGUUUGUAUGUGUUAAGUACUUGCAAAGAAUAGUAAAAAUAAAGUCGACAAGGUGUGGGAAUUGUCAGACAUUUUAAUAUAAAUUAAAAUGACCCCCUCCCUCCCUCCCUCCCUCCCCAAACAGAAAACAAAAAUCCAUAAAACUUCCAGCAGUUAGAAAACAUCACCUGUUUGUUCAUCUCACUUAAGUCAGUAGCUGAAUAAAAAUACAAUAAGAAACAUACAGCUUUGUUUGAAAUCAUCCUUUACUAGUCCUUUUCUCUCUCCUGCUCCCUUCUGUUCUCAAAGUACAGUUGCAUGUCUCGUUCCUUCAGACACA